AUGCCUUCCUAUGCUAAGUUCUUGAAAGAGAUCCAAUCUAAUAAAAGGAAGUUAGAAGAAUACGAGACUGUAGCCCUUACUAAGGAGUGUAGUGCUAUCAUCCAAAACAAGUUGCCUCCUAAACUUAAGGAUCCAAGUUCAUUUUCUAUUCCUUGUGUUAUUGGUAAUGUCUUUAUUAACCGUGCUUUGUGUGAUUUAGGUGCAAGCGUAAGUUUGAUGCCAAUGUCUAUUUGUAAGAAGCUUAGCAUAGGUGAUUUGAAGCCAACCACGAUAUCACUCCAAUUGGCGGAUCGAUCGGUAAAAUAUCCGAUAGGUAUAUUUGAAGAUGUACCUAUCCAGGUCGGUAAGUUCUUUAUCCCGGUUGAUUUUGUUAUUUUGGAAAUAGAAGAAGAUUCUAACAUUCCAAUUAUAUUAGGAAGACCCUUCCUUGCUACUGCAGGUGCUAUAAUUGAUGUUAAAAAUGGAAGGCUCUCUCUAAAUAUUAGAGGGAAGAUGGUAGAAUUUGAUUUAAGCAAUGCUAUGAAACUCCCUCUAACUGAUAAAGUUUGUUACAGGGUCGACGUGAUUGACAAGUGUACACAUGAGCAACUUGCAAAUCAUUACUCAGCUGAUCCACUCGAGAAGUGUUUGGUAAGCAAAGGUUCAAUAAAUGAUGAAGACCCCGAGGUAGCCGCGUAUGCUCAAUCUUUAGAAUCAACAUCAGCUACUCCAUUUCGAAAUGCAAAGUUUGAAAGUCUGAAGUUAGAGCCAAAAGUUUCUACUUGUGAAGAGGAUAAAGCACCAAAGGUAGAAUUAAAACCGCUCCCUUCCUCUUUAAGGUAUGAAUUUCUUGGCCCUAACUCCACUUAUCCUGUGAUUGUGAAUGCAUGUCUGAAUGAAAAUAAAACUGAUAAGUUGCUUAGAACUCUUAGGGUGCAUCGCAAGGUCAUAGGAUACACCAUGGAUGACAUUAAAGGAAUCAACCCAUCGAUUUGCAUGCAUAGAAUUCUCUUGGAAGAUGAUCAUAAACCCUCUGUAGAGCACUAA
Molecule: messenger RNA, 1026 nt
Organism: Asparagus officinalis (garden asparagus)
Lineage: Eukaryota; Viridiplantae; Streptophyta; Magnoliopsida; Asparagales; Asparagaceae
Exons: 1
Coding region: 1-1026 (341 amino acids)
Source: RefSeq, a predicted model, not a curated record